Molecule: messenger RNA, 3786 nt
Organism: Salmo salar (Atlantic salmon)
Lineage: Eukaryota; Metazoa; Chordata; Actinopteri; Salmoniformes; Salmonidae
Product: gamma-aminobutyric acid receptor subunit rho-2
Biological process (GO): monoatomic ion transmembrane transport
Cellular component (GO): membrane
Molecular function (GO): extracellular ligand-gated monoatomic ion channel activity; GABA-A receptor activity
Source: RefSeq, a predicted model, not a curated record
UCCACUCAAAAACGAAUUAAGACCAAGAUUAGUUGUAGCAAUCCCUCUCUGCGCCCCCGUACAUUGGAGGUUGUGUUAUUAUUAGGUUACAUACUUAUUCCCGGGUUUUAUCAAGCAUGUUAAAAAUGACAGCUGUGUAGACCCGGAGCUCCCUGCCUGCGUGUUCGCUGCGACGAUGACCAACGGUGACUGGGGGCACUGGGCAUCAAAACGGCUGUGCAGUUGCUAACCAAUGACAAUCGGAAGAAUCCUCUCGGAGUAUAGAUUCCCAAGCGGCCGUAUUCAAACACAACCUACACAUUACCAAACCAUCGCAGUUGCAAUGCAAUGCCUGUCAGAACGCUUGGUUUCCCGUGAGCGAGGAGAUGCGUACAAAGCUGUGUGCCUGUAGGUCAACUGAACGAGGCUUUUGAAGUCACUUGUGGAAUUUUAGACUUGCACGCAUAACGAUGCUUUAUCUGACUAAAUCGCUAUUUUUAUUCUUCUGUCUGGUGGUUAUCGGGGAAUGCCGUAAUCACGGACACCGAGUACGGAGAUGGACGGGAACCAUGGAAACGGCAAAGCAUGGCACAGAGACAGCAAAUCAUGGCACUUCCUUGACAAAGAAGCCUCCAGAUGUGACCAAAAAUCGCAAGCUGAAGACAGAGCAGCUUCUGAAAGUAGAUGAUCAUGAUUUCACCAUGAGGCCGGCAUUCGGAGGCCCGGCUAUCCCUGUUGGAGUGGACGUACAAGUGGAAAGCUUGGACAGCAUCUCAGAAGUAGACAUGGACUUCACCAUGACCCUGUACCUGAGACACUAUUGGAAGGAUGAGCGCCUGACCUUCACCAGCUCCACCAAUAAGAGCAUGACAUUCGACGGGCGUCUGGUGAAGAAGAUCUGGGUUCCAGAUGUGUUCUUUGUCCACUCCAAGAGAUCCUUCAUCCACGACACCACCACAGACAACAUCAUGCUCAGGGUCUUUCCCGACGGACACGUCCUCUACAGCCUGAGGGUGACAGUGACAGCAGCCUGUAACAUGGACUUCAGCCGCUUCCCUCUGGACACCCAGACCUGCUCACUGGAGCUGGAGAGCUAUGCCUAUACGGAUGAGGAUCUGAUGCUGUACUGGAAGAGUGGGGAUGAGUCCUUGAGUACGGACGACCGUAUCUCCCUGUCUCAGUUCCUCAUCCAGAAGUUCCACACCACCUCUCACCUGGCGUUCUACAGCAGCACAGGCUGGUACAAUCGUCUGUACAUCAACUUCACCCUGCGGAGACACAUCUUCUUCUUCCUGCUUCAGACCUACUUCCCUGCCACCCUCAUGGUCAUGCUGUCCUGGGUGUCCUUCUGGAUCGACCGUAGGGCUGUCCCAGCCCGCGUCUCACUGGGUAUCACCACAGUGCUCACCAUGUCCACCAUCAUUACUGGAGUGAACGCCUCCAUGCCCAGAGUGUCCUACAUCAAGGCUGUGGACAUCUACCUGUGGGUCAGCUUCGUGUUUGUCUUCCUAUCCGUGCUGGAGUACGCUGCCGUCAACUACCUGUCCACCGUGCAGGACCGCAGGGAACGUAAGAUGAGAGACGAGAUAAGAGAGAGGGCCAGGUCACAGUCGCUGCCCUGCGCCUGUGGCAUGUCCCAGACCAGGACCAUGAUAUUAGACGGGAACUACAGCGAGGCGGACACCAACAGCCUGGCCGGCUACACCUCAAGAACUAUGGUGUCCGAGGAGGAUGUGGAGAUGCCACAUGAGGUGAUGAGCGAGAAGCAGGCUCCUCGGGAGCACAUGGUGGUCCACCUGUCUGUCAGUAGCGAGUCCACAACCACCAAGAAGAAAGGUAUCCGGGCCCUCAAAAUUAUCCAGAAUACACAUGCCAUCGACAAGUACUCCAGGAUGUUAUUCCCUGGCUCCUACGUCCUAUUCAACUUCAUCUACUGGUGUUCAUACUGUAUAGGAGCGUAGCGUCUACUGUAUAGGUGCAGUAUGGGCCCUGGUCAAAAGUAAUGUACUAUGUAUUGAAUAGGGUGCCAUUUGGGACACAGACUAUGUUUAUCAUACGACUGUGUUUUAACACACUCGUCAUGGACAAGAGAAAGGCUAAGAGAGACUGCAACUGGGUUUUACAUGGACAUUUGAUACUAAUGGCCAAUAUUUGGAUGGACUACUAACUGGUUUGACUGGGGUAUUGGCCCAUAUGAGACUGAUCUAUAUGGGUUUAUGUUUAUUAUGUAUAUUAAGGUAAGUGUGACUCACUCACGAAUGACGAGGGAGAUUGCGAAAGUCUGAGAGACGGAGACUGAGUUUUACGUGGAUAUUUGGCACUGAUGGACAAAGAGAAAAGCACCAGAGAGAGAGACAGAGACAUCAUCCCACUGUAGUUUGUGAAUUUCUCUCAAUCGAUUCCACAGGGUGAUUCAUAGUUCUGCAAGUACGUAUUAGCUGUUGUUCAAAAACUCUUUUGUCCAAAUAACUAUCAUUUCAAGUCUUUUGUACUCUGGGCUUGGCAUUUGACCACAGAGGUGUGUCUACAAUGUUGUUAGCUUUUCAUUCAGGUCUAUUUGGCAUUCAGGUCUAAGUACCAGUUCAGUCUGUUGAAACAACUCAGUGUUUAACAGAGUUGAGUUUAAUGGUUACGUACAAAAUGGCACCCUAUACUCUUUAUAGUGGACUACUCUGGGCAAAAGUAGUGCACUAUAUAGGAAAUAGGGUGCCAUUUGGGAUGCACAUGAUGCUCUGGAUUAGAGCAUCUGCUACAUACAUAUGUGAAAUGUUAUGAUGCAAUAUACUACAGUGUAUAUAAUGGUUUGUGGUUCAAGUGAGGUCUUAGGGGCGCAGGUAGCCUAGUGGUUAGAGUGUUAGACUAAUAACCGAAAGGUUGCAAGAUCGAAUCCCUGAGCUGACCAGGUAAAAAUCUGUUGUUCUGCCCCUGAACAAGGCAGUUAAACCCACUGUUCCUAGGCCGUCAUUGAAAAUAAGAAUUUGUUCUUAACUGACUUGCCUAGUUAAAUAAAGGGAAAGUAAAUAAAAGUGGUGAUAAAACAACUGUGAUGUCAUUAAAGCACAACAACAGUAACAACAAUGUAGAGCAUUUCAAGCUGUGAGCAACAGUUACUGGGACAUUUGCAGCUUACUGUGUAAAGGAACUGAGGAAUUUUGUAUAGAUAUGUAUUUUCUUUUCUCUGAUACCUCUCAUAUGGUCAUUAUUGUAUGGUUACAUGCCAUUGUAAAAAAGAAUGUAGGCCUAUAAUGUAAAUAUAUAAAUCUAAAAACAAGUACCUUGUAUCGUGCCACUGUAGCACUUAAUAAUGAUUUGUGUAAUGAAUUACAUGUUUAAAAACAUUUAAGGUGUCCCAUGCCAUCAGCCAUCAUACCUUAACAAGCUAUAGCCAUGAAAGGCAACACAUAUGGCUUUGCUUGAGAUAUUGACCUUAAAUGUACAGUAUAGAAGAUUGUAGCCUAAAACGAAAUAUACUUUUAUUUUAAGCACUAGAGGCUUUAAUAGUCAGGUGAGAAGCUGCAACCCUAAAAUUAGAUGAAAGAUGAUAUUCUCAUUCUAAUUACAUGGCUGGAACAGCUUUUAGUAAACCCUUUUUUUAUGUCAAUGUGUGAGCAGAAAUUAGCUUUACAUAAAUGCAGCUGUAGGCUAUUCAUUCACUAGACAACAGUUCACAUUAGUUUUGUGAAACCAUAAUACUACUUUAGCCAUUCCAUUUUGAAUAGGGAAUCAGUAUGGGAAACGAUUUUCAUGUAUCACCAUGUUGAUAUUUUUCAUUAUGAAAAUAAAAUGUAUUGUAUAAUUUGGUGGUAU